Molecule: messenger RNA, 3351 nt
Organism: Styela clava
Lineage: Eukaryota; Metazoa; Chordata; Ascidiacea; Stolidobranchia; Styelidae
Product: ubiquitin carboxyl-terminal hydrolase 19-like
Biological process (GO): protein deubiquitination
Molecular function (GO): cysteine-type deubiquitinase activity
Source: RefSeq, a predicted model, not a curated record
CCAAAUGUCCCGGACUUGUCCAGCUUUUGUCUGUUGUUCCGAUCGUCUCGCAUUUGUCGUCUGAUCGAAUCCCAGUGCUACAGUCCAGCAGUCGGAGAAGCCGGCCGUACUUGAGCGGCUUGAUUAUGAAAGAAUAUUUCGCCGUAAAUGGCUCUCGGAACUCACUUCCUGGAGGAGCUAGAAUUGCUAAAAAGGGGACUACCAACGGAUGGAAUUCAGUAUCAGAAAGACCUGUCGAGGAAGAAAGCAUCGACCAUCUCACAUGCGAGGAUGAGCAGAUACCAUCCUGUGCAAGUAACAUAAUGUCACCCCAAGGAUCCGGUUUUCAACAAAAUGUAGGAUUUACAGGACUAAAUAAUCUCGGAAACACAUGUUUUAUGAAUUGUGUGCUUCAAGCUCUCGCAAACAUUCGGGAUCUUCGAGAUUAUUUUCUAAGCCACAAUUUUCUUCAAGAUCUCAAUGAAGAAAAUCCACUCGGCACUGGUGGUCGACUAGCAAAAGCCUUUUAUACAACAUUGAAAAACUUGUGGUCUGGUAAUGAUACUUAUGAUCCAGCAAGGUUGCGGAAUAUUGUAGCAAAAAAAGCUCCUCAGUUUUUGGGAAUUAUGCAACAGGAUGCGCAAGAGUUCAUGUCAUUCUUUCUUGAUGCUUUACAUGAGGAUUUGAACAGAGUUCGAAAUAAACCAAUAUUUGAAGUGGGUGAUUAUGAUGGUUAUCUAGAUGAGGAGGUUGCGAGAAUUUCUUGGAAAUUGUAUAAGUCUCGUAAUGAUUCGUUUGUAAUAGAUAAGUUUCAUGGCUUGUAUAAAUCAAGAUUGUUAUGUCCUGUUUGCGAAAAAGAAUCAAUAACUUUUGAUCCGUUUCUUUUUCUAUCUGUUCCUUUACCUAAACCAACAAAAAGUGUUCCCGUUAUAUUCUUCCCAUUGCUUGAUGACACAAAACCUUUAUUCAUUGAUAUCAAAAUAUCUGAAGAAGGCGGCCUUGCGUCAGAUGUUUUAAAUCACAUCGUAAAGACUUACGGCAUAAAUUCUCAAAACUUAAGAGUGUUUUUAACAGAAUCUGGAAAAAUAGUCAGAACUAUUCCACCAAGUUCACUUUUGCCCUAUUUGACAUCACCAGAAUCGCUUAUCGUGUGUGAGAUUUCACAAUCUGAAGAACCAAGCCAUGAAAUCAUUCUUAUGCAAAAGAAGGAGACUCCAAAGAUGGUUGAUAAUUGCGCAAAGUGCGGAAAAUGUGAAGACGAAUUGGGCUUCAAAAUCAAGCGAUGUUUGAAGUGUAAAUCAGUCGGAUAUUGUGGUCAAGAUUGUCAGAGAUCUGACUGGCCUCAGCAUAAGCUAAAAUGUAAUCAGAUAAGAUUUAUUGGUUGUCCAUUGUUUUUGAACAUACAGUCAUCAAUGGCUAAUUACCACAAAAUUUGUGAUAUUGCAUAUUCAAAUGCAAGGCAUUCAGUGAAAAUCCUCAAUGAUGAAAGAAUGGAAGGUAUAUCAAAGUUUGAUGGAUUAAAAAGAAAUUUGAAAGAAAGUGAAAAAGCAGCAAUAGCGUGUGCAUAUGUUGGAGACUCCCUACCUGCUUAUAUGAAACACGAGAGCAUGUUUAAUCUAUACAUUUGCCAUGAUGAAAAGCUAACAAAUAUGACAUUGCUCGAAAAUAAAGCUGGCGAAAAAAUCGAUCUAACUGAUGUCACACACUUUGUGAUUGAGUGGAAAAUUGGUGUUAAUGUUGCAGAAAAGCCUUUACAUUCAGGCAUGAAAUUUGGCAGGCAUAAUAAUACAACCUUACAAGAUUGUAUACAAUUAUUCACAGAGCCCGAAGUGUUAGCCAGAGAAGAAGCAUGGUAUUGUCCGAGAUGCAAGAAACACAGAGAAGCGACAAAAGAAUUAUCACUUUGGCAGCUGCCCGAUGUUCUUGUUAUACAGCUCAAACGAUUCUCUUUCAGGAACAGACUUUGGCGUGAUAAAAUUGAUAAACUUGUCACAUUUCCUGUUAAAGGUUUAGAUAUGAGUCCAUUUUGUAUAAAACAGCAGACAGAGCCACCUGUAUAUGAUUUGUUCGGAGUUGUCAAUCACCACGGUGGCUUGUUUGGCGGACAUUACACUUCUUUUGUUCAAUUAGCGGAUGAAAAUGGCGGAGACACUGAUCUUGGAUGGCGUCUAUGUGAUGAUACACAUGUGACCACAGUCAGGUCAGAAAAAGAAGUUGUCACAAGUUCAUCUUAUGUAAUGUUCUAUCACAGACGUAAAAAACAAUCUGUUUUAAGUGGGGAUUGUUUGUCUGAUGAUCAAUUUACACAACUGAACAUGCCCCAUCAUUCUAAUGAAAUAAAAUGCACUGAACAGUGCUCUGAAAUUAAAGACAGAAAUGUGAAAGUUCCAAGACAAUCAAAGAUAGCCAAACAACCAGAUGAAAAAAAUUCACCCAUCAAGCAGAAAGCGUCACAGUCAACACUUAGUACAGAUAACAAAUUAACAAGUAAUGAUGAAAAAUCUGAUCGGUGUCCACACGAAGAAAAAAGCAUUGAAAUGAAUGUCUCAGCUAAAGUCGAUACAACAAAACAGGAAGCACCUCUGCCAUAUACCGAUAUGGAUGCUAUGGAUUAAUUUACACCAUUUGUUAUGUUCGAUGAUACUUCCACCCCCAUUAUAAUGCAUUAUUACACUUGCGUUGUUGUUUGAAACCAUAUAUUAAUAAUCACUAGUAGAAAUAUUCUCGAGAUGUUAUUUUCAUGCUCCAUGCAAAUAUCAAGAACUAUCAACGUCAUGUUGCUCCCAUUAAAUAACCAUUUAUCCAUAAUUUUAUUUAUUUAUUCUCAUCAUCUCAUGCAUAAGAUGAAAUGUUUUUAUAUUGAUUUGUUUUGAAAAUCACAACAAGAUUGCAGAAUUCACAAAGUAGCUAGUCUUCGUCACUUUAAAUGCCUAGGGUUAUGGAUGAAAAGUCCACAAGAUGUACAUUAUAUGUUAAGAUGUUUAAAAUUCUCUGAAAGAAUUAAGAUUAUUUCCACUGAAUGAAAUUUUUCCUCUGUGUGCCAUGUCAGUAUCCAUUCAUUUCUUUUUUUAUUGCGUGCCUGGUUUAAUUUUUGAGUGCAUUUUUUCGACCAAUGUGAUAUUGCUCCUCUGUAUAUAAAUCCCAAAUGUUAUAGGUGAUAGCAAUUGGCUAGCAUUAGCAUUGCUCAAUUUGUUCAUAAUGGCGGCCAUAAGAAUUAGAAGUUUAGGUUUGGACAAAAUGCUGAAAUUUUAAUGUAGUUUUGAGCUUUUAGUUGUAAACAUAUAUGACAAGAAUCUGCUUUCUAUUGUUCUCGACUAUCCUGUCUGUACACAGUUACAUGUAUAAUAAGUAUUUUACAUCUUGUGCUUGGUG